Spea bombifrons (plains spadefoot toad) is the source of this 1325-nucleotide messenger RNA. Its product is annotated as palmitoyltransferase ZDHHC20-B-like. NCBI's taxonomy places the organism in Eukaryota, Metazoa, Chordata, Amphibia, Anura, Pelobatidae. Gene Ontology annotation, molecular function: protein-cysteine S-palmitoyltransferase activity. The record is from RefSeq and is a predicted model, not a curated record. Gene Ontology annotation, biological process: synaptic vesicle maturation; peptidyl-L-cysteine S-palmitoylation; protein targeting to membrane. Gene Ontology annotation, cellular component: endoplasmic reticulum; Golgi apparatus. The transcript is spliced from 14 exons. Bases 90 to 1205 code for a protein of 371 amino acids.
GGUCAUGGUAGGCGGGUUCUGCGUGACGUAGUGGAGCCCUACCUCGGUGACAGGAGACUUUCAGUUGUCUUGGUCGCGGUUAGGUGAUCAUGGCGCCGACUCGCUUUCUCCGCUGUUGUCAGCGGGUGGUGGGCUGGAUCCCCGUGCUCUUCAUCAUGGCCGUCGUGUGGUGGUCAUACUACGCGUUCGUGGUGGAGCUUUGCAUUUUUACGAUAAAAUCAACCAUUGAAAAAGUUGUGUAUCUGGUGAUUUAUCACCUGAUAUUUUUGAUGUUUUUCUGGUCAUACUGGAAGACUAUAGUUUCGUUUCCGGCCAGUCCAUCUGAAGAGUUUUGCUUAUCCAAAUCUGACAAGGAGCAAUAUGAAAAGGAAGACAGACAAGAGAGUCAGCAAGAGAUUCUCAAGCGGGCAGCUAAAGAUUUGCCAAUCGUCACAACAACUCCAACCAAUGAUGUCCGGUAUUGUGAUCGCUGCCAGCUGAUUAAACCUGAUCGUUGUCACCAUUGUUCAGCUUGUGACACAUGUGUGCUGAAGAUGGAUCAUCACUGCCCCUGGGUCAAUAACUGUGUUGGAUUUGCUAACUACAAGUUCUUCUUGCUGUUCUUGAUGUACGCCUUGCUGUACUGCCUGUUUGUUGCUUCAACGGUGCUCCAAUAUUUCUUAAAGUUUUGGACGCUUUGCCGCAGCAAAUCUGAAGAGAGUUGUUCGCAGAACAGUCUGAUGGAAACCCAUGCCAAGUUCCACAUCUUGUUCCUGUUCUUUGUGGCAGCCAUCUUCUUUAUCAGCUUGUUGUCUCUGUUCUCGUAUCAUUGUUGGCUCGUCGGGAACAAUAGAUCAACUAUUGAGGCAUAUCGUGCUCCCUUAUUUCGAAACGGUGCAGAGAAAAACGGGUUUUCCCUGGGUUUCUGCAAGAAUUUGAGAGAAGUUUUUGGGGAUCAAAAGCUGUAUUGGCUGCUGCCUGUGUUUACGAGUUUGGGAGAUGGCUGCUCUUUCCCCACCCGCCUCGUUUCCGGGGACCCUGAGCACAACGCUGGCAUAAACCAGAAUGACACUGCCAAACACUCUGGUUCCACUCAGGCCUUCUCCGCCAGACCUCUCAGCGAGUCCCAGAACCGCCUGUUGGGAAGCGAGGUGGAAAGUGUGUCUGGGGAGGAACAAGGACAGAAAGAUGGGAAACGUCAUGUUGCAAUAGACGUUGAAGGCUGAUUACUGUGAUCUCAACAAGGAAAAUGUCCAGGAAUCUCCAGCCCCGGCUGCAUUUGAACACCAUAUCCAGAGGAGAUUCGCAGCCUGAGGUGCUACAAAAAAUCCCUAAAUAUGAUGCAA